Messenger RNA from Panicum virgatum (switchgrass), 631 nucleotides. Its product is annotated as rRNA 2'-O-methyltransferase fibrillarin-like. The transcript has 2 exons. NCBI's taxonomy places the organism in Eukaryota, Viridiplantae, Streptophyta, Magnoliopsida, Poales, Poaceae. Bases 204 to 629 code for a protein of 141 amino acids. The record is from RefSeq and is a predicted model, not a curated record.
AAGCUGGCGUUUAGUGCGUGGAGGAGGUGGCCGCCAAGAGCUUCCGGUUCUCCAACGGCGCGUCGGUGCUGGCGGUGAGGCAGGCGCUGAGCACCGGGUGCGGCUACGACCCCGACAGAGGAACCUUUGAGAUCCGCGGGCGCAAGGACUGCGUGGGCACCGACAAGUACUACUACCACAAGCCCCGCGACCACGCGCAGCAGAUGCCGGCCGGCGGCGGCAGGUUCUACGGCGAGGAGGAGGGCCAGCAGCCGUACGAGCAGGGCGCCGGGUACGGCGAGGACGAGGGCGAGGAGCACUGCUACGGGUACAGGGGCGCGGGCAGGCUGGCAGAGCACCGCGGGCUCCUGCCGACGACGGUGCCGGUGCUCGUUGCCGGCGGGCUCCUGCGCGGGCGCGGGCGCAUCGUCGCCGGCGGCGGCCCGGAUGGAGAUCUCGGUCUCCAGCUACAGGGAGCCCAGGUGGUGCCAGGCAGGAGAGGUGGCACCGGCAGGGGAGGCGGGCCGUGCGGGGUCGAGCGGACGGCGGUGCCAGACGGUGGCGGUGGCGCGCGCGGGGCCAAGGCACGCGGGCUCGGACGGGCAGGGGAGGGAAAGAGAAUGACAGGUGGGGUUCAAUUAUCAGGUUAAAA